Messenger RNA from Plasmodium falciparum 3D7, 1056 nucleotides. RefSeq names its product TrmH family RNA methyltransferase. Gene Ontology annotation, molecular function: RNA methyltransferase activity; mRNA 5'-cap (guanine-N7-)-methyltransferase activity; RNA binding. Lineage: Eukaryota; Apicomplexa; Aconoidasida; Haemosporida; Plasmodiidae. The record is from RefSeq and is a predicted model, not a curated record. Gene Ontology annotation, biological process: 7-methylguanosine mRNA capping; RNA processing; RNA 5'-cap (guanine-N7)-methylation.
AUGAUUAUACAUAAUUUUUUUGUUUCUUCAUUUCGACAGAAGGUUCAUAACUUGAACAUAUUUAAAAGAAGAAAUACGAAAAUUUUAUUUUAUUCCACAAUAAAUUGCAAUAUCAUUAACAAUGAGAUAACACCUAAGGAGGAUAGUUUAAAACCUCACUGGAUUAACAUGGAUAAUAAUAAAAAGCUUAAGAAUAAAUGUGUAGAUGAUGAGACUUAUAAAAAUGAAGAGGCAAACCUUCAGAAUAAUGAAUAUUUAUAUAUAUCUAAGAAAUCUAGGAUGAUGAAAUAUAUUAUAAGAUUACGAAAAAAAAAAAACUUUCGAAAAAAAAACAAUUCAUUUUUUGUUAAAGAUUCUAAUACAAUUUUGCAUUUAUCAAAAAAUAAGAAUAUACAAUUUGAAGCAGUCCUAGGAACAAAUAAAGAUAUAUUAAAUAAUUUUAAAAAUAAGCAAUGUACAAAGUUAUAUUAUAUAAAUAAAGAUAUAUUAAAUUAUAUUUUUUCUGACACCUUAAAUGUAAGGAGACAAGAUAAAAAUGAUGCUGUGGCUAUAAUAAAGAUACCAUGUUUAUCAAAUAAAAUCAAUAAUAUUAAAUUUUUAUUAGUACUUGAUCGAAUUCGAUAUGCAUAUAAUCUUGGAAAAAUAUUAAAUGUUGCAUAUUCAUUCAAUAUAGAUUGUUUAUAUUAUACGAAACAUACUGCAGAUCCUUAUAACCCGAAGGUGAUGGAAAUAACAAAAGGUACACAUCUAAAUAUUCCUCAUAUAUUUGGAAAUUAUCAAGAACUAGAACAAUUAUGUAAGGAACACAAAUUAAUACCUAUCGUAGCACAUACGAAAGGACAAAAUAUAGAUACCUUUUUUAAAAAAAAUAAAAUUAAAAAUAAUAAUAUAAAUGGUAUCUGUCUCAUAUUAGGAAGUGAAUCAACAGGCCCCCACACAGACGUAUUUAAAUAUGCCCAUCCGAUUCAAUUACCAAUGCACGAAAUGACCAACUCCCUAAACGUUUUUGUCGCAGCCAGUAUUUUAAUUCAUUAUAUUAAAAAAUGUUGUUUAUAA